This is a messenger RNA of Nematolebias whitei (Rio pearlfish), 1557 nucleotides long. It is a transcript of the gene irx6a, whose product is annotated as iroquois homeobox 6a. The record is from RefSeq and is a predicted model, not a curated record. Bases 33 to 1478 code for a protein of 481 amino acids. Gene Ontology annotation, biological process: neuron differentiation; regulation of transcription by RNA polymerase II; cell development. Gene Ontology annotation, cellular component: nucleus. The transcript is spliced from 6 exons. NCBI's taxonomy places the organism in Eukaryota, Metazoa, Chordata, Actinopteri, Cyprinodontiformes, Rivulidae. Gene Ontology annotation, molecular function: DNA-binding transcription factor activity, RNA polymerase II-specific; RNA polymerase II cis-regulatory region sequence-specific DNA binding.
CUGAAUGACCAUCUCUGUCCACGAUUCUCUUCAUGCAGUUUUUCGUGUCGGCAAACCCCAGUUCCACUUGCUGCGAUUCGAUUUCCAGGUCGGUGUCUGACGGGACGGGCGGCUCUCAGCCCGCCGCCUCCUUCUACUGCCCGUCCUACGAGAACCGGCUCCUGGCGAGCAGCCGGACGGAGCUGAACGCAGCGCUGGGGGUGUACAGCUCUCCGUACGCAGCGGCGGCCACAGCCAGCCAGAACUACGCCAACUACUUCCCCUACAGCACCGACCCAUCCGCGAUCUACUCCUCUCUGAACCCACAAUAUGACAUUAAGGACAGCACGGGCACUUUGCACUCUGGCAUUACUCAAACGGCUGCUUACUAUCCCUACGAUCAUUGUCUAGGACAGUAUCAAUAUGACAGAUACGGGACAGUGGACUUUAAUGGCACAGCUCGGAGAAAGAACGCCACACGUGAGACCACCAGCACUUUGAAAACAUGGCUGUACGAGCAUCGCAAGAACCCCUAUCCCACCAAGGGUGAAAAAAUUAUGCUGGCCAUCAUCACUAAAAUGACACUCACCCAGGUGUCAACGUGGUUCGCUAAUGCCAGGAGGAGGCUAAAGAAGGAGAAUAAGAUGACUUGGUCCCCGAAGAAUAAGGCUAACGACGACCGGAAGGAGGAUCUUAACAAGAGCGACCAAGACGGUGUCACCAAAGGUUCCCCUGAUUGCAAGGAGGAGAAGGAUCUGCACUUGAGUGACUUGGAGGACAUGGACGAGGACGACUGCGACAAGCUGGACAGCGACUGUGAAAAGGUGGCAGCAGAUGAGCAGGAGCUCCAAAGAGCCAUGGCCGUGUCCGAAGCUCCUCAAAAAAGAGACUGCAGCUCCGAGCUGCACCUGAGUUUAAGCAACAGCUUCCACUCAUUCCCCUGCGCAAUCAAAGGUGUCACCACCCUCCCCCCUCUCCCAUCCGAUUUCCUGGAUCCUGUUGUGUCCAAGGCAUCCGCUUUGAGCAGCCCGUCAGCUGGAACAGUGUCCCUGUCUCAUUUUGAAGCAUCAGACAAGCCACGAAUUUGGUCUAUCGCUCGUACAGCGGCUUCCGGGGUCAUAUUGAACCCCCAGCAGCAUGACUUAGAGCUGAGGACAGGGAGCUUAACUGGAGACUGCCAGCUACAGAGCACCAGACUUUCUGGGGCUUCCGCUGGACAAUGUGGGACAAGAGGCCUCCAUGAUUCUGGCAGCACUGAGAGUUCAUUCACUGAAGGCUCGUCCUUGCACUCCAAAGUUUAUGGCACAAGCAACUACAAUCACAAGGGCCUUCAUCUUCACAGUUCAUCCUACGCUGCUGUCCCAGACACGUGCCAGUACCCAAGUCUUGAAGCAUUCUCUGGAGGCAAAGUGGAGAUUCAGUCGACUGACCUCAGCGAGGCCUGUGGGACUGUGCAGGAUGACAAGGUCACUGCAUUCAGACCAGUCAUGAAGAGGUGAAGCAGGUAUAACUGAAGUUUGAGUAACAAUAAAAAGGAGACAUUUCUUAUGCACUAAAGGACACAAUGACCCAGCUGCU